AUGCAGCUUCGACGAUUUUUGCUUCUGGGCAUGCUCCUCGGAGCCGAGGCCACUCAACUCGUUGCCCGCCAAAAUUCCAACUCCGACUCUGCUGCCGCUCCCUCAACCGAUUCCUCUCCCGCGAGUACUGCUGCAGCCGAUCCUACGAGCGACGACUCGGCUGCCACUACUGCAGCAGAACCUACUACCGCCGCCCAACCUACCGACGAUUCUAGUACCGCCGACGGAUCUACUUCUGAUGGAUCUUCCGAUGGAGGCUCAACCACAGCUGAGGAUGUCGUAGUUACCAAGACGGUGACUGUCACUGAUGCCGAUGCCAAGACCGUGAGCCGUCAGACUACUGUGAUGAAGACAAUUACAUCCACUGUUAUCGUUACGGCGACUGCGUUCGAUACCAAGACUGUUACUAGCAGCGACGCUGAGACCGCAACGACCACGACCUACGUUACCUCUACGCAGUGGGCCAACGAGAAGCGUGCCCUUGAUUUGGCCCCUCGAACCAUUGGCGGUGUUGAACUCGUUGCCCCUGCUCUGCCUACCUAUACUACUACCACCAGUGCUCCUCCUCACUUCAACGCCCAAAUCGAGGGCGAACACUACGGUCUCCGAGCCUUCCGACGAGGUCUUCACAAGCGUGCCACCUCCACCACCACCGUUACUGUGACUGAGGGCGGUGGCGACUCCGAUACCACUGUCUUCAACACUAUUUCUCGAACCGUUAUUUCCACCGUCAGCAGCCAGACCAAGGUUACCAAGACCAUCACCGAGACCGAGCAAGCAGGUGCUAGUACCACCGUCACUGUCACCAGCACCCUGUUGUCACAUCUACUAGACAGCAGCAACAGCAGUGAUGGAGGCCUCUCUACAGGUGCCAAGGCUGGAAUUGGUGCUGGUGUUGGUGUUGCUGGCCUUGCCGUCAUUGCUGGUCUCAUCUGGUUCUGUCUUCGCAAGCGCCGCAAUGCUAAGAACAAGGCCGAGUACGACGAUGUCUUUGGCGCCUCCGAGGUUCCUGUUGGUGGCCGUGGUGGUGGUGGAGGUGCUGCCGCUGGUACCAGCCCCCACAUGUCCCAGACAACCGCCGCCGCCUCUACUCUGGCUCCCAGCCGCAACACCACCAAGUCUGAGGGCUACCGUGGUACUGCUCUUGGCGAUGGACGCGCCGGUUUCGCCAAGCCCCAGCAGUUCGGCCGCAGCUACAUGCCCGUUAGCCCCGAGACCAACUACUCCCGCACUGCUGGUAGCGACCAGGCCUAUUCAGCUACCACUCCCGAGAACAACUACGCACACCCUGCGGGCGGCUCUCCCAACCACAACGCUGCUGAGAUGUACAGCCCUGCCAACACAGCUGAGCUGGCCAGUGACAGCGCUGCCACCAAGUGGCAUCAAAAUGAUGCUGCUGAGAUCGAUGGCAACCAGGUUUCAAGCGCUCGUGGAACAGCACCCCCUGAGAACGUUUACGAGAUGCCCGCGCAGCCCUACAGGUAA
Messenger RNA from Fusarium verticillioides 7600, 1485 nucleotides. RefSeq lists its product as hypothetical. The transcript is spliced from 2 exons. NCBI's taxonomy places the organism in Eukaryota, Fungi, Ascomycota, Sordariomycetes, Hypocreales, Nectriaceae. The record is from RefSeq and is a predicted model, not a curated record. The coding region runs from base 1 to 1485 and encodes 494 amino acids.